UUGAAGGUGUACACGUGAUGCAGACCGAUGGAAUUAUUUAAAAGAAAUAAUUUUCACUCAGCCUUCUGAUUGCCUUGACUUUAAUUAAAUAUUUUUAUAACAGUUCCGAAUAAUUGUAUGAUUUGUGCAGUUGCAAAUAAUGUCUGGUGCAAGUUCCGGUAUAGGUACUUGUUAUCAUAUGUGUCCGGUUCAAGAAAUGAAAUGGAGAGAAGCUAAUAAAUUAUUACAUGUUUUUGAGGUAAAACAUAAAAAUGAAAAAUACCCCAAAGUCGAUCCCGAAAAAGCUGUUAAACAGUUCUCUCGAUCUGCUGCUGGUAAAAGGGAGGACAUGCCAUCAGAUUUAAGGCCUUCACAUGUGCUACUAAAAACAAUGAAUUAUUUAAUAAACAAAAUCAUCCCCAUUACUGAUGUUCCAUGGAACGUUGUUUACGAUUUUGUAAAUGACCGUGUUCAAGGCAUUAGGCAAGAUAUUACAAUUCAAAGGAUUGAAGAUCUAAAUACUGUUCAAAUAUUUGAAAAAUGUAUCAGAUUUUACAUCACGUCGGCUUAUAUUCUCUGUGAAGAAGCCAGUGAAACUUUUAGUCAGCAUUUGAAUCGCCAACAGCUCCAGAUUUGUUUAGAAAAAUUAUUAUGUUUGUAUAAAAGGUUUGAUAGCGAGUAUUUCUUUGAAUUUGUUGCAGUAUUUUAUGCUCAGAGUAUUGAUGAGUCGGAAACAUUUAAUCGUUCUCUGACAGUAUUCUCAAACAUUUUAUCAAACAAGAUUGUUUAUUUGUGUAUACGAAUAUGCCUUGCCUUCCACAGCGGGAACUAUAUGCGUUUUUUUAAGUAUGUAAAAGAAUUACCAGUCCUCUUAGUAAUGUGUUUCUUCCAUAAUUUUGGAUCAGUUCGAUGGCAUUCUUUAAAAGCAAUGAGUGUAGCUUAUAGUUCUAAAACAUGUCAAAUUCCUUUGGGUGUCAUAUGUCACUGGCUUUCCAUAAGCAAACACGAGGCUGUUCUAAAUAUUUGUAAAAGGUAUAAUAUUGAAAUAAACGGUAAAAAUGUUUGUUUUAAUAAGAAGGAUUUUAAUUUAAAUGCUAGUAUCUUGCCUAUGCAAAAAGAAGAUUUCAUAGAUAGUAAACUGAAAAACAUAAAAUUGUCAGAUUUAAUUAAUGGAUGCUCUUAACAGUUUUUUUUUUUUUUUUUUGUAUUUAGUAUUCUGUAUAAUUAUGUAAUUUGAUUCUAAAUUUAAAAAGUCAACUUCAUGUUUAUUUUUAUUUUAAGUAAAUCAUAAAAUGUGUUUGUAUGCAUUAUAUUCCACUCCUAUGAGUGAUUUUUCAUCUUCAUUUGCAUUCACUAUUAUUAAGUGCAAGUAACACCUAAGAUUAUAACACACUUUAAAUUCUUAAAUGACAUGAAUUCCUUUUCACUGGUGUUUUAAAUUCUUCUUUGUUUUAGAUGUGCUUUUAAGGGUUUCUAGAUGAAAUUUCAUUCAAAGUAGCAUUCAUAUAUGGUGGUUUUUUUUCUUUCAUUUUUAACAUUGAUCUAGAUUAGAUAGUUUAUUUUCAAAACAUUGAUCUAGACAGUUUAUUUGCAAAGUUUUUGACAAAGUUUUUCACAGAAAACUGAAUCUUAAGGAAAUAUUAAACAAUAUUCUUCCUUCUUAGUAAGAAUAUUGUUUUUCUCCUUCAAUAUACAAUUUUUGGAAGUAUAAUCAAUGUUUGGAAUGUUCAUGUAGUUUCUUCAUAGAACUUAUCUUCUAAAAUACUGUUUAAGUCUCUGGUUAUGGUUUUUUUAAAAUUUCUUCAUUGCUAUUUUAAUAAAAAUCUUUAAAAUGAGAAAGGAUUUUUGAGAAGAGAAACUAAUUUGCAGGUACCAAAUCUAGUGAAUAAGGGGAAGAUUGAGAACUGUACUACAUUUCUUUACUUAAAACUAUGUGAUUAAAAUAUAAUUGUGAGGUGAUACUUUGUCAUGCAGAAACAAUUAUUGGAGCACUUUCAGGUCUAAUAGUUUGAUUUCUCUUUAGAAAUAUGAGGCUCACCAGCGGCCGAGCGGUAAAGUCGCUGAACACUGGUAGUUCGGUCCGAGGUUCGAAUCCCGCAAAUGGCCUGAUGAAUGCAUGGGUGUUUUCGUGGUUUUCCCCAUGUGUAACGUGUAUAUGAGCCAGUUUCCCUUAGAAAGUCCUCCACGAAAGCAUCCCUUCCCUUAGGCAGAUAGCCCUAGUGUGCUUUGCCAUAAUUAAAUACACCAACACACCACCUUUAGAAGUAUGUCUAUUAUGUCAUACAAAAUGUAGAGUUAAUUGUUUAUUCUUUGGGUACAAGUUCCUUUUGAAUUUUCCCAAGCAGAUAACUGCUGUUUUAUCCCAUAUAAGCGAAGACAAGUUUUAUCUCCUGUAAUAAUUUGUGUCAAAAAGUCAGCAUGAAUGUCUGACAUGUAGGUCAAAUCAUGAUGUUCAGAAAUUUGAUCUAUAUUUUGAGAGAUAAAACAGAAACAACUUUUUUAUUUUCUUAAUACUUUUGGCAUUUUUUAACUGUGUCAUUGAUGAUAUUAAGUUCAUCAGCUGUUGUGAUUAAUGAUAUUAAGUUCAUCAGAUGGGUGGAGUUUUUCAACAAUGCUUUUUGGACCUUUUUCAGUUUGUCAUCUGUUAAAGACUGAAGAAUGACCAUUCUUGGGUUCAUCAUCAACCUUUGCGUCCAUUAACGGAUUGUCUGUGUGAAUGGAAAAUUUUGGAUUCCCUUAAUGAUUGGUCUCAUAUGCUUUAAGUAACAUUGCAAAUGGAUGCAUUGUUAUUUUUGCCACUCUACAGGAAGACAAUAUUGCUAUUCUGUAUUCCGCAUUCAAAUGUAUGAUAUCAGAUGUUCCCUGGGUCAAAGCAAAUAUUAACUUCUGAGAAAAAUCCUAUCUGCAAGUCAACAAGAUUCUAGGAAAAAUAAAUUAAGAUGUCUUGGUAAAAAAUGCUAUCAAUUAUCAUUUGACAGGUUUGCUUGCUAAAACUUGUAAAAAUAAAAUAAAAUUAAAUUAAAAGUCCUAAAUCUUUGUAAAUGUAAUGGGUAGAAUUUAUUUAUUAAAUAUAAUGGGGUAUUGGCCAUUUCAAUCUCCAGAUUUUAAAAAUCAUGAAAAUGUUUUAAGAUUAAAAAAUCUGAAUCUUUGCACAUUUUUUGGGCUAAUCUUUGGAAUAUGGUAACAGGUAGUUUGGCGACAUUUUGG
Stegodyphus dumicola is the source of this 3186-nucleotide messenger RNA. Its product is annotated as germinal-center associated nuclear protein. The record is from RefSeq and is a predicted model, not a curated record. NCBI's taxonomy places the organism in Eukaryota, Metazoa, Arthropoda, Arachnida, Araneae, Eresidae. Gene Ontology annotation, cellular component: nucleus; spindle; centrosome. Gene Ontology annotation, biological process: centrosome duplication; spindle assembly.